Tarenaya hassleriana is the source of this 3410-nucleotide messenger RNA. Its product is annotated as ETO1-like protein 2. Gene Ontology annotation, biological process: negative regulation of ethylene-activated signaling pathway. Gene Ontology annotation, molecular function: protein binding. NCBI's taxonomy places the organism in Eukaryota, Viridiplantae, Streptophyta, Magnoliopsida, Brassicales, Cleomaceae. The transcript is spliced from 4 exons. The record is from RefSeq and is a predicted model, not a curated record. Bases 394 to 3189 code for a protein of 931 amino acids.
AAAAAAAAAGGGCCACUUUUCUUUGGUUUUCCCGAGGAAGUAAAACAUCCCACCUCCUCUUCUCUAUUGACCGACCGUGGAGGCUCCAGAGACAGGGAAGGGUGUCUGAGCCUCCAUUUCCCAACUGUCAACUUUCUUUCCUUUUCUCGCUGAACAAACACAUCCUUAUCUGCUGACUCCAUUUCCUAUCCUUUUGCACAAUAAGCCUCUCGCCUGGUUUGAAAAUCGCUACAAACGCUCAGACAGUCCCCCCUUUCCCUCGACAUUUAUCCCCUAAUUUAUGAAUCUGAGGUGACUGACAAUAUCCGUUUCUAAUCCAAGACCCUUCCUUUUAUUUAUUUGUAUCCCUGGAAUCUCAUUUCAACCUCUCGCCAAGCUCCAUGUGAUUGCAGAAUGCGUAAUCUGAAGCUCUUAGAGAAAUUUAAGAGCACUCAAAUUCACGCCUUGAAUUCCCAAGACUCAUCCUCUAGCGGCACUAAUGGCAGCCCUCGAUUCAAAUUUCUAGGUCACUCAAUAUCCAAGAAAACCACUCCAACACCAGCCUCUCGGGUUCUUCUUCCCUAUGGGUUCCCGACCACAGACCUCCUUGAGCCUCCGUUGGACUCUUUCCUCAAACCCAUCGAUUUGGUGGAGACAUUAUCAAAUCUCUUCCGGAGAAUUGAGUCCAGUUCCGAAUCUGAAAAGUCGAUGUUGUACGUCGAGCAGUACGCUGCUCUUCGAGGGCUCGGCGAUGCUAAGCUAUCGCGUAGAUGUCUGCUCAACUCUAGGCAACACGCCAUCGACGUCCCCUGUAAGGUUAUUUUAUCUGCUUGGUUGAGAUUCGAGAGGAGAGAACACGAACUCGUGGGCGUUAAAUCCUUGGACUGUAACGGGUUUGUUCUCGAAUGCCCGAGUGAUAGUUUAAUUCAUGGUUAUGAUAUGAAUCGAGUCAACGAGCACUGCAAAUGCCAUGUAGCAUAUAAUGAAGGCUCUGGUGAAGUCUUGGAGGCUGAAGAAUUUGAGGAGAUUUUGAGUGUGGAGGAGGACUGCGACAUUUUGUUCAGUGUUGGUCCAGCGGAGGUCAAGUGUGUUAGGUCCCGUAUCGCUGCACUUUCUCAGCCUUUUGAGGCGAUGUUGUACGGCUCUUUCAUGGAAUCAAGAACUUCCCGGAUCGAUUUCUCGGAGAAUAGCGUUUCAGUGGAGGCGGUGAGGGCAUUGAACGUAUACAGUAGGAUUCAAAGGGUGGAUCUGUUUCGAGCUGAAACUGUCUUGGAGCUGCUUGGAUUAGCUACUAAGUUCUGUUGUGACGAUCUCAAGUCUGCUUGUGACGCUCGUCUGGCUUCCUCGGUUGAUAACAUCCAUAAAGCUUUAGACUUCAUAGACUAUGCAUUGGAGGAACGUGCACAACUUCUUGUAUCUGCUUGCUUGCAGGCAAUUCUGCGACAGCUUCCUCAGUCUCUCUAUAAUCCCAGAGUGACGAGACUCUUCUGCAGUUUGGAAGCAAAAGAACAAUUAGCUGUUCUGGGCUCGAACGCUUUGUUCUUGUUGUACUACUUCCUUAGCCAAGUUGGCAUUGAGGAGAAUUUAGCCACUGGCACAUUAUUGAUUCUGCUCGAGAGAAUGAGAGAUUUCUCGGGCGGGAACUGGCAAAAGGCCCUAGCUUUGCAUCAAAUCGGCUGUGUUCUGCUUCAGAGAAAGGAUUACAAAGAUGCCCAAUUUCAUUUCAGAUUAGCUUCAAGCUUGGGUCAUAUCUAUUCACUGGCUGGCGUUGCAAGAACUGAGUAUAAACAAGGCCAGAGAUACUCAGCGUACAAGCUAAUGACCCAUCUCCUCUCUAAUCACAAACGACAUGGGUGGAUGUAUCAGGAGAGGUCGUUGUACAAUGUCGAGAACGAGAAACUAAAUGACCUGGCAGCUGCAACUGAGCUCGACCCAACUUUGACCUUUCCUUACAAGUACAGGGCAGUGAUGAAAUUUGAAGAGAAGCAGGUUAAAGAAGCCAUUGCAGAGAUAGACAGGAUCAUAAGAUUUAAGCUGACACCAGACUGUCUAGAACUGAGGGCUUGGCUAUACUCAGCCAGUGGUGACCAUGGCAGUUGUUUGAGAGAUAUUAGGGCACUCUUGUGUCUGGAACCGAACUGCGUUGUGUUUGGUGGAAGAGUGAGGGGAGAUGAGAUGGUCGAAGUUCUAACUAGACGUCACAUCAAGCAACAGGAGGAGGAGCAGAGUGAUGGGGAUUGUUGGGUGAGGCUUUACGAUAGCUGGUCGGCUGUAGAUGAUAUCGGGUCAUUGGCCGUUGUUCAACAAAUGCUUCAGAGUGAUCCCAAGAAAAACUUCCUGAGGUUUAGACAGUCUCUUCUUCUCCUAAGAUUGAAUUGCCAGAGAGCUGCGUUGAGGUGUCUACGUCUGGCAAGGAACCUCGCUGCUUCUGAGGCAGAGAAGUUUGUAUAUGAAGGUUGGAUGUUAUAUGACAUGGGUCAUGUCGAUGCAGCUCUCGAUAAAGCCGAGAAGGCCAUCUCGAUUCAGCGUUCUUUUGAAGCGUUUUUCCUUAAAGCUUAUGUGCUGGCAGACAAGAACCUCGAUCCGGUGGAGACCUCUUCUGUUAUUCAUAUUCUAGAGGAAGCUCUCAAGUGUCCUUCAGACGGGCUACGCAAAGGACAGGCUCUGAACAAUCUCGGAAGCAUCUAUAUAGAUUGUGGGAAGCUAGAUCAGGCCGAAGCUGCAUAUAUGAAUGCUUUGGACAUCAAACACACGCGUGCACAUCAAGGGCUUGCGCGUGUUUAUUUUCUGAAGAACCAACGUAAAGCUGCAUAUGAAGAGAUGACAAAGCUGAUUGAGAAGGCAUGUAACAAAGCCUCGGCAUACGAGAAACGGUCGGAGUACUGUGAACGCGACAGAGCCAAAGAGGAUCUUGACAUGGCCACAUCACACGACCCUCUCAGAACCUACCCUUACAGAUACAGAGCUGCUGUAAUGAUGGAUGACCAGAAAGAGAGGGAAGCAGUGGAAGAGCUAUCAAAGGCGAUAGCAUUCAGACCGGAAUUGCAAACACUGCAUCUGCGGGCAGCGUUCUAUGAGGCCAUGGGGAAGCUGUCUUUGGCUGCUCAAGACUGUGAAGCUGCUCUUUGUUUGGACCCUAACCACAGUGAUACGCUCCAUCUCUACUACAGAUCCAAGACUCAAGCUUGUCUUGACAUACAAGAUCAAUAGAUAUCUCAGGUAUAUCUAUACGGAUUUUUCCUCAUACAUAUCUCAACUCUGUAUCUUGAUCUAAACCAAAAAAAAAUGGAAAAGAAUUUGCUGUCAAACACUGGACUUUCCUUCUCCAGUAUCUCCGUUGUUCUUGUACAAAUGUUGUAAAGAACUCUGCCGUCUAUGGGAUGUUUGAGUUUGCCUCCCUUAAUUAUUUCUCUCCACUUCUUCUUUUCGUA